Messenger RNA from Colletotrichum truncatum, 1692 nucleotides. Its product is annotated as DUF300 domain-containing protein. Gene Ontology annotation, molecular function: transporter activity. Gene Ontology annotation, cellular component: membrane. Lineage: Eukaryota; Fungi; Ascomycota; Sordariomycetes; Glomerellales; Glomerellaceae. The record is from RefSeq and is a predicted model, not a curated record. Gene Ontology annotation, biological process: transport.
AUGAAUCUCACGUGUAAUUCCACCCUCGAGGAUAUGAGGAUCCUCCCCGGCUCCGAAAUCCUCAUCGCCGGCCCGUUGACCUUCCAUGACCUGGCUCUCAUUAUCGCCGGUUCCUGUACCAUCAUCGCCAUCUGCCUGUCCCUCUACCUCGUUUUCAUGCACGCAAACAAUUACACGAAACCCCGCGAGCAGCGCCAGAUCAUCCGUAUCCUCUUCAUGGUCCCCGUCUAUGCCGCUUCCUCCUUCCUCCAGCUCUAUUACUACUGGCAUGCCGUCUACUUCCAGGUCAUGAGCGAUUGCUACGAGGCCUUUGCCAUCGCCUCCUUCUUCGCCCUCAUGUGCCACUACCUCGCACCGGACCUGCAUACUCAGAAAGACUACUUCCGUAAUCUGCAUCCCAUCAAGCCCUGGGUCUGGCCCGUGAACUGGUUCGCAAAGUGCUGCGGCGGCGAGAGGGGGCCCUGGCGCACUCCCAAAAGCGGUCUGACCUGGUUCAACAUCAAUUGGAUCGGCAUCUACCACUAUGUCUUUGUGCGCGUUGCAAUGACCCUUACUGCGGUUGUGACGCAAUAUUUCCACCGCUAUUGCGAAAGCUCCAACAACCCCGUCUUCGCCCACGUCUGGGUAAUCUCCAUCAAUUGUUUGGCCGUGACGAUUGCCAUGUACUGUGUCAUUCAGUUUUACGUCCAGCUGCGUGAGCCCCUGGCGCCGCACUCGCCAUUCCUCAAGGUUCUCGCUAUUAAGCUGGUUGUCUUCUUCUCCUUCUGGCAGGUGACUUGCAUCUCCCUCGCCACAUCUACCCUCGACCUCGUCCACCCGAACAAAGUCCUCGCCUACCCCGACAUCAAGGUCGGCAUCCCCGCCCUGCUAUUGUGCGUUGAGAUGGCACUCUUUGCGCUUUUGCAUCUUUGGGCGUUCCCUUGGAGGCCGUACGCCCCUGGCGCGAAGCCAACCUACUACCCUAACCCCGAUGCGCGCGACAUUAACGCUCCUUUGCGGGAAAAUGAGCACUCGGCUCCGUCCGGCGGCUGGCUCGGCCUGCGCGCCGUCGGUGACGCUCUCAACCUAUGGGACUUUGUGAAGGCCUUUGGUCGCGGAAUGCGCUGGCUCUUCUGUGGUGUCAAGCGCCGCAAGGAGGAUCGAAGCUACAAGACCGCCGCCAGUUUGGAUAUGGACGACCUCGAUAAGGGCGAUACGGCCUACCGCGCGGAUGGCGCCAAGAGCACCGACCAUCUUCCUAUCGCCCAUGAGUUCCGCCGCAGCACUUACCUCCAGCCUUCAAGGCCUCCCCCGCGACCAUCCCGCACCGAUAAUGAGAGCGACAGCCUCAUCGCCAACGCUCAGCCCCACGCCUCCGAAAUGUCGCCUCCCCGCCGCCCAGCGCGACCCCUAUCUCCCUUGUCGCCAAUUUCGCCCUACGAAGACAAGGACUUCGAGGCAACUGGCAUGGCGCCUGCGUAUCGUCCAAGGAGGGACCCGGACGCUGAGUGGGAGAGGACGGCUCUGGCGCCAAGUCCUGGAAUUCAGGGGCCUCGAGACCUGACGCAGCAGAGAGUCGGCGACGCCCUUUGGGGAUCACGUAGCCCUGGGCCCGAAAGCCCUGUGCAUCCGAUUAGUGGCGAAGUGCAUCCGGCGUUUAGGAACGAAAAUGGGGGAUAUAACGGCAACGCGGGACCCGGCCAGGCGUUUUGA